This is a messenger RNA of Caenorhabditis angaria, 2525 nucleotides long. The record is from the annotation of a GenBank genome assembly. NCBI's taxonomy places the organism in Eukaryota, Metazoa, Nematoda, Chromadorea, Rhabditida, Rhabditidae.
AUGGAAGAAGAUAAGAAAUCUCAGAUAGCAUCUUUUCGACGGUAUGUUAAAUCCCAUAAAUCUAUAAUUUGGAGCAAAACGAGAGACGCAUCGAAGAUUUGUCGUCAGCCUGGAGUAAUUCGUGAACUAGCUGGAUUUUAUACUGAUAGUCGCGAUGAUUUUCUCGACUUUGGUAGAUCGAAAGGUGUGCCAGAAGAAGAGUUGAAUGGACCAACAAUAUCAGAACUGAUUUUUCCAAUUAGUGAAAGACGACUAAUUUCGCAAUUAUUCAAACCGUUUUUCAUGGUUCAUUUUGCUGUUUGGCGCGUGGAACAAAUAACAGAUGGACAGACGUUUGAAAGUGGUGUUAAAUUAGAUAAAUCAUAUUAUUCGCAAGAAAAACGCCGAGAAUAUUGGGAUUAUUAUCGCGAUUAUGAAGUGUUCUCCAAAGAAUUGUUAGUUUUCGAUAUUUAUCUGUUCUAGAAAAUUUAUAAAUUUAUUAUUUUCAGGAGAAAAGGUUCUAUAAAUAUUGCUGGUCAUCUAGAAGAAAUCGCAUUAUCAUUAACAAAAGAAAUCUCUGCUGGUUAUAUUGAACAUGAAUGGAGAACAAACAAUAAAGAAUUGAAAUGUGUAUGGUUUCAAGAACUUAUAAAUGUUAUGAAUAGUUGGAGUUCAAUGGCAACAGGAAUAGAUUUAUCCAAUAUUUUAACAUAUCAAAUUUGCAAAGGAGCUAUUCAUCAAAUGACCGAGCAUAUUUAUCGAAUUGUUGUUACCGAGUUUCCCAGAAAAUUCAGAACUAUUUUCACACUUCGUUAUUGUAUGCAACAAACAAAUAAUCAUGCCAGAGAUCAUUUGACAAAAUAUCUUUUAUCUGAAGUUGAAAAAUAUCUUUUGCUUGCAUGUAAGUCAAUAUUACUAUCAGAAACCUUUAUCUUUUCCUAUAAUUUUCCAGCUGUGGACACCAAAAUCAUUCUAAAUGCUUAUGCGUCUUGUGUUGAAUCGCUUCGUGAACUUGAUUCAACUUGUAUUAUAAUGCAUCGGAUAUGUGGAAUUAUCAAAGAGUAUUUGAAGUAAAAUGAAAAUAUUCAAAUCUCCCCGAAAAUGUGAUUUUUUUUUUCCAGAAAACGAAAUGAUACUGUUCAACAAAUUAUUAGCUAUAUUACUUCGGAUAAAAAAGAGGAAUUGGAGAAAGAUCUGGUGAGUUGAAGUUCCACUUCUUUUUAUCACUUGUAAAAAAUACGUUUCCAGACGAAUUCGAAAAGAAGUGCAAUGAUGGAUGAAGAUGAAUUGAAGGGUGUAAAUGAUGAAUUCCUACCAGAAAAUAUGGAUCCAACUGGAUGGUAUGAAUGGGAACCACAUCCAUGUGAUUCAGUUAUUGGAGAAACUGCGCAUGGUAGACAAAGUAUUGAUGUGUUCAAUAUGCUUGUAUCGGUUUAUGGAAGCAAAGAAUUGUUUGUCAAGGAAUAUCGAUCAUUGUUGGCUGAAAGAAUGUCGAAUUCUGACAAGAAAGAUGUAGGUUUUCUUUUCUUUUUUAAUGAAGAUAUCAAGUUUUCACGCAUAAUUAUAAUAUUUCAGCCAGUUUUCGAGCGUCGUUAUUUGGAGUUGCUGAAAUUGCGUUUCCAAUACAGCGAAUUGCAACACUGUGAUGUUAUGUUACGCGAUGUCGAGCACUCUCAACAUGUCGAUCAAUGUGUUGAGAAAUUCACUGGACUUCCAGUUUCUGGUUGUAUUGUAUCAGCACAUUAUUGGCCGAAAAUUGAGCAGGAAAAAGUUGAGGAUAAUUAUGGAGUGAUGCCAGAAGCACUUUCAAAUGCGAUGAAGAUUUAUGCGAGAAAAUAUUCGGAGGUUCGAGAACAACGAGAACUUUGUUGGUUGAAAGAUAUUGGAUGUGUUGAGAUUGAUCUAGAAUUGGAUGGGGUUAGAAUCGAAAAAACUAUUCCAAAUAUGUAUGCAACUGUUUUAUAUCUUUUGUUGGAAAAAGGUUAGAAUCUUACUUAUUUACUUCAAAAUUCUAAAUAGAGAGUUUCAGAAUCUUGGACUGCUCCUGAAGUUGCUGAAAAAUUAGGAUUGACAACUUCACAUGCGAGACGAAGACUUGAUUGGUGGAGAAAACAAGGACUUCUCACUGUUGGAGUCAUGCCUGGUGGAACAUUGGAAUUAUGGUCAUUGACAAAGAAUACAAAUGGAUUGGCAUCGAAUCGUGCGAAAUCUCCUGAACCAAUUGAUGAAGAUGAAAUGGCGAUUGAUGAUUCGGCUGAUAUUGUUGAAUCACUUGAACAAUAUUGGGGAUAUACAAGGAAUUAUAUUGUGAGUUUUAUUGACAUCAAUUAAAAAAUGUUAUUAUUUGAAAAUAAAUUUUUUUUCAGUCAAAUCACGGUGCAAAUGGUGAAGUGAAGGCAGAACGUAUGCAUCGGGUUUAUAGAAUGUUUGGAUCACCAACUUCUGGUCCAACUCUUGAUCAUGUGACUACAUUCCUUCAAAGAAAAGUUCAACUUGGUCUUCUUACAUGUUCAAAUGGCUAUUAUCGGGUUGUACAAAAACAAUAG